Messenger RNA from Sorghum bicolor (sorghum), 1775 nucleotides. Its product is annotated as peroxisomal (S)-2-hydroxy-acid oxidase GLO4. Lineage: Eukaryota; Viridiplantae; Streptophyta; Magnoliopsida; Poales; Poaceae. The transcript is spliced from 13 exons. The record is from RefSeq and is a predicted model, not a curated record. The coding region runs from base 417 to 1523 and encodes 368 amino acids. Gene Ontology annotation, molecular function: oxidoreductase activity; FMN binding.
AAAAAAGUUUACCGGCACAGGUUCUAGUAGUUGAAGCUUUCAGAGACAAAAGAAGUAUUUUAGUUCACUGUAGCCUGUACGAAAAAGGGUAAGAGUGGUAGGUGGAGCAUUAUUGCCAAUUUUGAUUCCAGGAUUAGGAUGUGGCCAGCACCGGGAAGACAAGCGGGGAAGCAAGCACUAACCUCUGAACCUGCUGCCCUCCACUCAUCUUUCUGCUAGCCAUCCUUGAUUGCAGUCCUUCCUCCCCCAAGGACAGGGACUAGAUCUGAGCAGCAAUUUCAGAGUCAUUUUAAUGUUCUCGUUUCCCCUUUAUUGCCCAAUGUUGAUUACAGAUCAAGAGUAGAAAUCCAUUUUUCUGUCUCUUGUUGUCUGUGCUUUGUUGUGUCUAUCUCUAUCCAGAGCUACUACAAAGCCGAAUGGAGGACAGUCUACCAGUUAAUGUCCGAGAAUAUCAAAAGCUCGCCAAGAAAGCACUACCAAAGAUGCACUAUGAUUAUAUCAAUGGGGGAGCAGACGAUGAAUAUACACUGAGGGAGAAUAUUGCAGCAUAUGGAAGAAUUCUGUUACGGCCACGGGUCCUUAUAGAUGUGAGCAAGAUAGACAUGUCAACAAGCUUGUUAGGAUAUAAUAUGCCAUCGCCAAUAAUUGUCGCUCCUACAGGGGCACACAAAUUAGCAAAUCCAGAAGGGGAGGUGGCCACUGCAAGAGCUGCCGCAGCAUGUAACACCAUAAUGGUGCUUUCCUUCUCAUCAAGCUGCAGAAUCGAGGAGGUUGCCUCCAGCUGCGAUGCCAUUCGCUUUUAUCAGCUAUAUAUGUGCAAGAGAAGGGAUGUUUCGGCAGCAUUGGUACAGCGGGCUGAGAGUUUAGGAUUCAAGGCACUUGUUUUGACAGUUGACAGGCCUGUGCUUGGUAGGCGUGAAGCUGAUAUCAGAAACAAGAUGAUUUCUCCACGGUUUGUAAACCUCGAAGGUUUAAUGUCAUUAGACAAGGACAUAGACAGUGCUGAAGGCGGCUCCAAGCUGGAACGAUUCUCACGGGAGACGCUGGAUCCAUCGUUGUCGUGGAAGGACGUGGAGUGGCUCAAGUCCAUCACCAGCCUGCCGAUCCUGCUCAAGGGCAUCAUCACCGCCGAAGACGCGAGGAAGGCCGUGGAGGCGGGGGUGUCCGGCGUGAUCUUGUCCAACCACGGCGGCAGGCAGCUGGACUAUGCGCCGGCCACCAUCUCGGCGCUCGAAGAGGUGGUUAAGGCGGUGGAGGGAUCCGUGCCGGUGCUGGUGGACGGCGGCAUCCGGCGGGGCACCGACGUGCUGAAGGCGCUGGCGCUCGGCGCCAAGGCAGUCAUGGUGGGGAGGCCGGUGUUGUACGGGCUGGCGGCGCGCGGGGAGGCCGGCGCGAGGCACGUGAUCGAGAUGCUGAACAAAGAGCUGGAGCUGGCCAUGGCGCUCUGCGGCUGCCGGAGCGUCGCGGAGGUCACCAGGGCGCACGUCCAGACUGAGGGCGACGGGAUCAGGGCCCUGCUGUGACCCCGCGACCAUCCGGACGGACGGACGGACGGACUACAUGAGUACUACAGAUCGAGACCGACCAUUAAUUGUGCUCGCUGUCAGGGUUGCGAUGUGAAUCUGAGGUUACGUGAUUUGGCAUUGAUUGCUGCCUUCUGAAAUAAGCUUUGUGCGUCGCCAAUAUAAGAUCCAACUCACUGUUACCAGAAUCUGAGCUGGAUUAAGCUUUCGAUGAUUAACUGCCCAAAGUGCUCAACGUAUCUUUUUUCGAAA